CACAGCUAAGCCCCGGGCUCGCCUCCCACUGCGCGCCGCCGCCUCGCCACGCCCCAGCCCAGCCAUGGCGUUCGCCGCGCGGAGGAACAUCGCCACCCGACUCUCCCACCACCUCACCCGCCGCGUCCAUCCCUGCGUCCCCCACGCCCUCACCUCCCACUCCUCCGACGAGCAGGCGAGCUCGUCGAAGCCGCUCCCGAUCCCGCUUCCACCGCUCCACACCCCGCUCCAGCACCGUUCUGGAGCGGCCCAAACCGUAGGCUUCCUCCCUUUCUCGCUCCACCUCGCGGGGCCGACCCGCCGCAGCUUCUCCUCCUCAGCCCCCGCCCCCGCCCCCGCCCCCGACAUCGAGACCGCCCCAGCCGCCGAGGUCGAUGCCGCCGGCGUCCUUGCAGAUGCAGCGGAGGCGGCGGCGUCGGUGCCGGCGCCGUUCCCGGGGGAGGUGGCUGCCGCGGCUGCCGACUCGUUCCUCCCCGUCGCCGCACUUCAGCACUUCAUUGACGCCAUCCAUACCUUUACCGGGCUGAACUGGUGGGCGUGCAUUGUGUUGACAACUUUGAUUAUCCGGACCGCGACAGUCCCGAUGCUUGUGAGCCAAUUGAAGGCCAUGACGAAGUUAAAUGCAAUAAAGCCAGAGAUGGAAGCCAUUAAAGAUCAGACGGAUACCAUGGAUCUAAAAUCAGCAGAGGAGGGAAAAGCUAAAAUGCAGGCACUAUUCAAGAAGCAUGGUGUUAGUCCAUUUGCUCCAAUGAAAGGACUUCUGAUCCAAGGGCCAAUAUUCAUGAGUUUUUUCUUCGCUAUAUCAAACAUGGUUGAGAAGGUCCCUUCAUUGAAAGGAGGUGGAACAUUGUGGUUUACUGAUCUGACGACGCCAGAUUCUCUUUACCUCCUUCCUGUGCUAACGGGACUGACCGCAUUGGCUACAGUGGAGUUUAACUUGCAACAAGGAAUGGAGGGAAGUCCUAUGACCGGUAAAAUGAAGAACGUUGCUAGAGGAAUGGCUUUUAUGGCAGUCCCAUUUACAAUGAAUUUUGCCAAGGGAAUUUUCUGUUACUGGAUCACAUCAAACAUAUUCUCCCUUGCAUACGGUGUUGUUAUCCGACGGCCAGCUGUGAAGAAGUUGUUCAAUCUUCCUGAUUUGCCAGCGCAGCCCUCGCCAGCAACACAAAUGCCAACCUUCAAUUUUUUCGGCGGAUCACGUGCAGCAGAGUCACCAGUAGCAAUAGCAGGAGCCCAGCGAUCUCCUCUGGAACAGCCUGAUGCUGCUGCUCUUGGAUAUAAGGUCAAAAAUCUUGAAAAGAAAGUGAAAUCCAGGGGCAAAAGGAAACACAGGUGAAUCGUGGGCAUAUGUGCACCAGAUAUGGUUCCAAAGGUCAGAUUUUGCAUUAGGAGGCUUUCUUUCUUCGUCGCUUGAGGCUGUUGUUGUUUUCAUUUUUGGGUUGAAAUAAGCCAGAGUAAUUUUGACACACAGAGUUGAACAUACACAGGUGUAUUCCAGUAAUUUAUGAUAGGUGGCAUUGUUGCUCAUCUCCCAAGGGUGAGAAGACUAUAUAUGUUAAUUCAGGGACAAGCAGUACCAAAAAACCCUAGAGGCUCCAUUUGACAAUGGUAGCAACUGGCUAGUAGCUAGUCUCAACUCUCAAGUGACACUAUUUCAUUGUAUCCACAUGCAAUAUGGUUCUAGAUAUUUUUACCUUUUAUGGUUAGUACAACAUCUUGCAA
Messenger RNA from Setaria italica (foxtail millet), 1722 nucleotides. RefSeq names its product mitochondrial inner membrane protein OXA1. The record is from RefSeq and is a predicted model, not a curated record. Gene Ontology annotation, molecular function: membrane insertase activity. The transcript is spliced from 9 exons. Gene Ontology annotation, cellular component: mitochondrial inner membrane. Bases 65 to 1336 code for a protein of 423 amino acids. NCBI's taxonomy places the organism in Eukaryota, Viridiplantae, Streptophyta, Magnoliopsida, Poales, Poaceae. Gene Ontology annotation, biological process: mitochondrial respiratory chain complex IV assembly; protein insertion into mitochondrial inner membrane from matrix.